AUGUUUGUCCUCAGAAACGUUGGCAAACUCAUCUUUGGAUCUAGCAACCAAGAAUCUCUCAUCGAGCUCCCCCAAGGACAACUCUACCUUGUUCGACCUCUCUCGCCGAAGGGCUACUCCGAACUCAUCUUCAAGGACGCCGCCGCCCGCAUCCGACGAACGGCGCAGGAUUUCCAAUACCAGCUCGUGGUCCAGAGAGUUUACGAGGAAGGUGAGGCCGAGCUUCUAGCUGAGGAGGAAGGAGAGGACGCCGAGAUCGACGCGCUUGCUGCUGCCGAAAGAGACGAGAAGACCUUCUUGCUCGACGAGGCUCUUCACUUCCGCAUCGAGAUCCGGGAAGGCAAGGAGAAGAUUUUGGCCUGGAGAGACCUGAGUGGUGAUACCGGUGACGUCUACGAGUUCGUUUGCGACAACGUUGUGUCUCCCGGUCAAGUUGCGCAAUUCGAGCGUGUCGCCAAGGAGUGCCAAUACGAGCGCAAGUACCGCAAGCCGCACACAACUGCAUCCGAAGUCGAUCUCAAGCAGUUCGAAUUCGAAGACGAGCAGCCUAUUCCUCCCGCGAGUCCCAUCCACAGCCCUACUCUUGUCAGAUCGAUCGAAUCUGCCGACAGCCUGUUUGUGCCGCAAGAUCCAAUCGGUACACCUACAAAGAAGGAAGAGCAAUCACUUGUCCAGACCCCUACGAAGACACCUGCCAAGAUGCCUGUCACACCGGAGAAGAAGUCCAAGCCGACCGGCCCCCCGAAGUCAGUCGAGGCUCCAAAGGCUCUCGAUACUUACGCUGCAGAGAGCUGUGAGCUUCACUUCUACGACCACCCCUCCGGCUCUUUCAUCCAGCAAGCUGCCGCUGUCACCGCAACCGUCACCGAGGUUGGAAAGUGGGAGUACUGGCUGCAAAUUGAAAGCGAGGACCGAGCCUUCUUAGGCAUCCCGAUUAUCGCCGACAUCAACCCCGUCUUCAACUUCGAGUUCUUGUCUUUCAUCUUCAACCAUUUCGCAGCUGAUGGAUCGGCAUACUCCUGGCUACUUCGUUUCAAAGACCAGCCGACCUUGGAACGCUUCCAAGAAGCUCUUCUUCGCGCUUUGUGGGAGCAGCUGAACGAGGUCAAGUGGGAGAAGAAGACGGACAGAGAGCAGGAGUACAUCACGUCCGCCUUUAAUGAUUUGGUUAUGGAAGAUACCCCUGAAGAGCAGGAGGAAGAGGAAGAGGAAGAGGAGUACGAAGAUGCAGAGGACGAUGCGCAGCGUAGCGAGCAUUACGACAGCGACGAAGAGGAUGACGACGUCGAGACCAAGGAAGAGGAUGGCAACGUCAACUCCCAGCUUGCCGUUGGUUACAAGCAUGACCGUUCCUUCGUUGUUCGCGGAUCCAAGAUUGGCGUCUUCAAGCACACGCCGAACAACAACCUUGAGUUCUCCACCAACAUUUCCAAGGUCGAGACUCCCAAGGGCACACUGUUCAGCCCCAAGAAGGUCAUGCUUCAUAACGAGGAUCGCAACAUGAUUCUCCAAAAUGAGUCGGAUCCCAACAAGCUGUACCGUAUGGAUCUUGAGUACGGCAAGGUUGUCGACGAGUGGAACGUUCACGAGGACAUUCCCGUUCUCAACUUUGCACCCGAGAACAAGUUCGCUCAGAUGACCCAUGAGCCGACUUUCCUUGGUAUCUCAAAGAACGCCCUCUACCGUGUCGACCCCCGUUUGUCCGGCACCAAGCUGGUUGAUUCUCAACUGAAGCAGUACGUUUCCAAGAAUGACUUCUCGGCUAUCUCCACUACGGAGAAGGGAUACAUCGCCGUCGCUUCCAACAAGGGUGAUGUCCGCCUCUUCGACCGUCUCGGAAUCAACGCCAAGACGCACAUUCCCGCUCUCGGUGAAGCCAUCCUCGGUCUUGACACCUCUGCUGAUGGUCGCUGGGUCCUCGCUACCUGCCGAACAUACAUCCUGCUCAUUGACGCGAUGCAAAAGUCUGGCAAGAACGAGGGCAAGCUUGGUUUCGAGAAGUCGUUCGCUGCCUCCGACAAGCCUCAGCCCCGCCGUCUGGCCCUGACGCCCGAGCACGUUGCCCAGUUUGCCCACGAGACCGGCAAGCCCGUCUCAUUCACACCGGCGCGCUUCAACGCUGGCGAGGGCGCGGAAGAGACGAGCAUCAUCACCGCUACCGGCCCGUACAUUGUCGAGUGGAGCUUGAAGAAGGUCCUCCGCGGAGCAAAGGCCGCCUACCGCAUCAAGCGCUACGUCGAGGAGGUCAAGGCCGACGACUUCAAGUUCGGAACGGACAAGAACGUCAUCGUCGCCUUGCCAAACGAGGUCAACAUGGUCGGCAAGCAGGGUCUCAAGCGCCCUACCCGCGAGAGCAUCGCCGGCAACUUUGCCCAGCUCAGCAUGGGCCGUAGAGACUCGGGACGGAUCACGACGCCCAAGAGCGGCCGAUACAAGCUGGGCAAGGAGGACAUUGUCGCGUCGCCGUACUGA
Molecule: messenger RNA, 2472 nt
Organism: Colletotrichum phormii
Lineage: Eukaryota; Fungi; Ascomycota; Sordariomycetes; Glomerellales; Glomerellaceae
Product: VID27 cytoplasmic protein
Exons: 2
Coding region: 1-2472 (823 amino acids)
Cellular component (GO): cytoplasm; nucleus
Source: RefSeq, a predicted model, not a curated record